AUGGGGCGGCGGUGGCAGCAGUGGGUUCGAUUGCGUGUGGCAUACGGGGUGGGAGCAGAGCCCAGGCCCAGAACAGGUGCUGCCGCCAGCGACCGUGGGGAACGUGUUGGCCGGGCCGCUAGCUCGCUGCCCGCAGGGCCACCACCACCCGCGCCCGCCCUCGUGGGUCUGCCACCGCCUCCACCCUCUCCUCCGGGUUUCAUGCUGCUGCCAAUUGCCUGGACUGCAGGCGCCAGCACCUCAGGGACCAUGGACGAUGGGGCCUGCAGCUGCCUUCCCAACCCCAGCACGUUGGAGGAGUGCCACGGCAAGUGCAAGGAGCUGUUUCCUGUUCAGAUGGCAGGUGUCAAGCUCACAUUUAACAAAGGGGUGAGUAACCAUUUCCAGGUGAACCACACAGUAGCCCUCAGCACAAUCGGGGAGUCCAACUACCAUUUCAGGGUCACGUACGUGGGGACAAAGCAGCUGAGUCCCACAGAGGCAUUCCCCGUGUUGGUGGGCGACAUGGACAAUAGUGGCAGCCUCAGCGCUCAGGUCAUUCACCAGCUGGGCCCCGGCCUCAGGUCCAAGAUGGCCAUCAGGACCAAGGAGUCAAAGUUGGUGAACUGGCAGGUGGAUGGGGAGUACCGGGGUUCUGACUUCACAGCAGCCAUCACCCUCUGGAACCCAGACGUCCUGGUGGGUUCAGGAAUCCUCGUGGCCCACUUCCUCCAGAGCAUCCCGCCGUGGCUGGCACUGGGUGGAGAGCUGGUCUACCACCGGCGGCCUGGGGAGGAGGGAACUGUCAUGUCUCUAGCUGGGAAAUACACACUGAACAACUGGUUGGCGACAGUAACGUUGGGCCAGGCGGGCAUGCACGUGACAUUACACAAAGCCAGUGACCAGCUGCAGGUAGGCAUGGCGUUUGAGGCCAGCACAAGAAUGCAAGACACGAGUGUCUCCUUCAGGUGCCAGCUGGACUUGCCCAAGGCCAACCUCCUCUUCAAAGGCUCCGUGGACAGCAACAGGAUCGUGGGUGCCACGCUGCAGAAGCUCCCGCCCCUGCCCUUGACGCUGGCCCUCGGGGCUUUCCUGAAUCACCACAAGAACAAGUUCCAGUGUGGCUUUGGCCUCAUCAUUGGCUGA
This is a messenger RNA of Eptesicus fuscus (big brown bat), 1125 nucleotides long. RefSeq names its product mitochondrial import receptor subunit TOM40 homolog. The record is from RefSeq and is a predicted model, not a curated record. Gene Ontology annotation, cellular component: mitochondrial outer membrane; mitochondrial outer membrane translocase complex. NCBI's taxonomy places the organism in Eukaryota, Metazoa, Chordata, Mammalia, Chiroptera, Vespertilionidae. Gene Ontology annotation, biological process: protein import into mitochondrial matrix. Gene Ontology annotation, molecular function: transmembrane protein transporter activity.